Molecule: messenger RNA, 1227 nt
Organism: Hydatigera taeniaeformis
Lineage: Eukaryota; Metazoa; Platyhelminthes; Cestoda; Cyclophyllidea; Taeniidae
Source: the annotation of a GenBank genome assembly
AUGCAUUUAAUUCACCCGGCAAUGCGAGAAUCACGAUCGCAGGUCUUCCAGGGCAUAUUGGAAUCUGAGCUAGUUGAUUUGGAUCAGUUGAGGAAGGCUUGCCUUGUAGGCUGCCCAGAGAACAAUAAAAUUAGGUCCAUAGUUUGGAAAUUGCUUCUGAAUUAUCUCCCCCCUCGAAGGUCCGCCUGGAAUAGCACACUAUCGAAAGCCCGAGAGGAGUAUGAGGGUUUCUUGGUCGAAUUCGUGGCCAACAGGUCAAGGUUGGAAAAGUCCGCCGAUCAUCCUUUGAAUAGCGAUCCUUGCAGUAAUUGGCGUGACUACUUUGAUGACAAUAGAAUCCUGCUGCAAAUAAAUAAGGACUGUCGUCGGCUGUAUCCAGAACUUGAUUUUUUUCGACGUCCAACACAGUAUCCUUGUAACGAAGCAUUCUCUGUAAAUGUCAGCGUUUCCGAUUUGCGCAGUCGAAUUGAAACUGAAUUAACUCGUUCACAUGACGUUGCAGUCAAUACCGUUGGCGCCCUGAAGCUGGUUACUAGUUGCGACAGCAUCCGGCGUUCGAAUUCUUUAUUGCAGGCUGCAUGUAACGAGUCUUUCGUGAAAGGCGAGUCCAUCGACACUGCGCAGUGUGACGAGCUACCUGGUCAUUUGGAGAUGCACUGGGAGGUGGUGCAACGCAUCAUUUUCAUUUUCUACAAAACUAACAAAGGUUCUUCCUAUGUUCAGGGCAUGAACGAAGUGGCUGGCCCUAUCUACUAUGUUUUCGCCAACCAUCCCGAUUCUGAAGAACGUCGUUAUGCCGAAGCGGAUACAUUUUUCUGCUUUUAUAAUUUGAUGGCGGAAAUUCAGAGUGUCUUCAAUCGCAACUUCGAUCAAGACAUUGGGAUUGGUAGCAAGAUGGAGCAGAUGGUGAAGCUGUUGGAAGUUUUUGACUCAGAACUUCUUCAUCACCUUCAUCGACUCCAUCUGGAACCCGCACAUUUCGCUUUACGUUGGAUCACCCUCUUGCUCGCUCGCGAGUUCCUCCUUCCAGAUGUCCUUCGACUGUGGGACUGCAUUCUCGCUGAUAAGCAUCGAUUUGAUCUGGUCUUGUACAUAUGCUGCUCAAUGCUCAUGUACUAUAGCACAGUUCCAAUUUUCUUCUACAGCUUAGUUAGAAACCGGUUGUUGGAUUGUGAUUUUCCUCAGGCCAUUCGCCUCCUUCAGGUACGCAGUUUCAUUUCGUUUUGA